Molecule: messenger RNA, 3471 nt
Organism: Caenorhabditis angaria
Lineage: Eukaryota; Metazoa; Nematoda; Chromadorea; Rhabditida; Rhabditidae
Source: the annotation of a GenBank genome assembly
AUGCUGUGGGUGAUCCUAUCAUGGGGUCUUGUCGCAGCAAUCUGCUAUUUUGCCCUAAACCAUCUUGGCUCAUCGAGUGAGGCAAAUCACACUUCAUCCACUUUCGGAUCACUCAAUGUUACUUCAACAGCUUCUGGGUGAGUUUUUGAUUUAAAAUUUGUGUCACAAGGUUUUUAUAAUUUUUUUUGAAGUUCCACCGGAAUAACAUAAUCUUAACUAACAGUGACGAAAAAAUACAAUUAUCUGUGUGCACUUGUCAAAACGACCGACACGGUUGUUCAAACAUUAACCGUUUCUUUUCCCCAUCCAUCACAUUUUCAAGUGGAUUUGCCGCCGCUAAUUUUGCUGAUUUCAGAAAUUCCCAAUCACCAACAACAUCAUCUUCGAUCAAUGAAUGGUCAAACGAAAUUGUCUCGUGGUUGUAUUCAAACUUUCAUAAAGUUCCAGCGCCUCUUGAUGCUUGGAUUAAAUCACUCAAUGAAGCAGCGAAAAAAGUCACCUCACCGGUUUGCGAUUUUUCUUUGAGUUGACUAUUUCAAAAAAUUCAAAAAAAACUUUGCAGACAAAAUGCGAAGUUUUGUUUGAAGGAUUCGGUGAUCAUAGCGAUGUGUUACAACCACCAAAGAUCAGUAAUGUGAGAGUUGAACAUGGCCCAAGAGAUCACUUGGUAAGCAAGAUAUUUGAGUUUGUUGAACGAACAUUUUUGAAAUAUACUAAAAAAAUCGAUAAUGUUUCAAAACGUAAAAAUUGAACGGUGUCAAUUUACGGCAACAUGUGUCUAUUUGUACUUUUUCCUGAAAAUUCGUCAUUUCUUAAAGUUUUCUAUUAUUAGAUAUGCUCUUGAACAGAUAGAGAAAAACAGUCCUCUUGAAAAAUUGUUUUCUAAAACAGCAUACUCGCUCUAUUGCACACACACACACACAUACAACUUUUUAAUCAUUUCGUUUAGACUGUUCGUUCAAAUAUUCAUCUUCCAUGCGUCCGCCUUCGAUUAGUUUCAUCUCAAAGAACCCCAGAAAGAAUGAUUGUUUCAAACUACGAUGCAGCAAUCGUUGAUCUUCACGGAGAAAUCGAAUGUCGUAUUGCUUGUAUUGCUAAUCAACUGUAUUUGAUGGGAUGUUUUAGUGGGCGCCCGGAAAUGGAUAUCGAAUUAGUUAACACUGAUCCAAAUGCUCAAUAUCAAGUAUCAAUUCCAAUGGUUGAAGAAAGUAUUCGAAGAUGUUUGUUAUCUGCUGUCACAAAUAUCAAUCUCUCUGAAGAAUUGCCAGAAGAACGCAACACUUUUGCUGACACUUUCAGUAGAACAAUCUACAAUCCACCAACACAUUCACCAACUACUACAACUCGCAAUUCUUAUAAUGCUUAUGAUGCUAAUUUGAACGUUAAUCCAUAUUCUACGAAUAUUAAUCGUGAUGCUAGCCCAACUCAAGUUCCGGAAAUGUUCAAAAAAUUGAAUGAAUCGCAUUUGAUCAGCCCAAGCUUUAAUUCAAGCGCUGUUCCAAAUAAACUUCGUGUCAAAGUUAUCAAAGCCGCUCGUCUCGGAAAAGAUGUUGUUCAACCUUUUGUUAGUAUUGAAAUGGAUGAGCCAGCUCAAAAAUAUACAACAACAAAAGGUAUCAAUGCUAAUCCAUAUUGGGAAGAAUCAUUUGAUUUGUAGGUUUUUUUUUAUAGAGGAAACAUUUUCAAAUUAAUCAAACUAUUUUUAUUAUAGCGAUUUGACUCCAGCCACUGAAGAAAUAUUGUUUGAAGUUUAUGAGGGAAGUGAUAAAUUACACGUGAAUGAUGAUGAAUGCUUCCUUGGAUUAGCAAUCGUUAACUUUGAUGAGAUUCGCAGAAGUGGAGAAUCACUUCAUAAUUUGAAGCUUCAAGGAAGACCCUACAGAAAGGAUGCGGUUUCUGGAGAAGUUACCACACAAUUCGAUUUUUAUUAUGAUCCAAAUGUUAUCACCACUGGAAAAAUUACUGAUAAAGUCAAGGUGACUAAUCCAAACGGUUCGGAAUUUCGUGAAACUCUCACCACACAUCGUCGCCCAAUUUAUGAUCCUCAUGAUAAUUAUGAUGGUGCGGAACCCAUUCAGCCAUCAAAAACAACAACUGUUGUAGUCAAAACUGUUUCACAAACAUUGAAAGAGAGACCAACAAUUCAAUCAGUUCACGGUUCGAUGGAAAAUGCGAUUGAUCCAGCGACACAGAGAAUGUUGGUUAAUGAAUUGAGAAAUCAUAAUGAUCCAAAACAUCGAGAACUUGAAGCUAAACUUCAAAGUGUUGCUAAAAGUAUGUCUGCGAAUAACACAUUGGAAAGACAAGUUAAGAAUAAUGGAACAACAAGUUAUCACGAGAAAACUUUGCCAAAUGAAUUCCACGAAGAACUUGAUGCUCGUCAAAGCCGAUCAUCAGAUCGCAACAACAAGAAACCACCAUCAGAAAAACGAGAUCGAUCAUUCUUCGGUGAACUCAAAGAUCGACUCAGUGGCAGAAGAGGAAGAUCAGCUAAAAGGUAUUAUUGAUCUUAUUUCAACUAAAAAUUGUUUUUUAUUAUAGAUCAAAAUCAAUGGACUUGGAUAAUCAACACCUUGAAGAAGCAGUUUCUUUACCACCAAGUAGAGAUGUUAGUAAAACACGUUAUGCAGUAAAUCCAGAAGGAACAGAUAGAUAUCGAGAAACUUAUUCAGUUGGGGCAAGAAGUGGCGAAUCGACAAAAAGUUUGUAUCAACACAGUACGCUGAUUUUAGAAAUGGAUCAUGAUAAACAAGCAAAGUGAGUUACAGGAAGAAGUUUUAGCAAUAAAUUAAAAUGUUUAUUAGAAAAAAGCUAUUUUUCAAACAAGUUUUUAAAUUUUUAUUGGGCAUCCCUAGAUAUUUCAAAACUUCAACAAAUGUUCAACUUUCGCCAAUUUCCAAAAAUUUUGAUUUAUAUACUUCUUCCAGAUACUUCCUGAUUCCUCCAGCAAUGUUGACUGAACCAGCAGCUGCACGCCUAAUGAGAAAGGGUAAAAAACUUCACAUUUACAAUGAUCACACAUUUGUUGCUGUAAAAAUCAAAGGGUAAGUAUUAUUCGUUGUUUGUUUAUUUAUUUGUGUUGUCCCGUCGUCAUCUUUAUGUGUUUUUCCCAUUGACCCAUUCUAAUAUUAGUUGCAGCGGCGCCAAUUGCAACGUAUGUCAACAACGAAUCAGAAGCAGCUUUUCUAAACAAGCAUAUCAAUGUAGAGGUUAGUUUAAUUUUGAGUUAAUUAAUUUUAAACAUACUUGUUUCGUUCUAGAUUGUAAAAUGGUGUGCCAUAAAUCAUGCCACUAUAAAACGGAUGCAUUCUGCACACAAAGCACAGUUUCAAAGUUACAAAUGUGAGUUUGAUUUCUAAUUUUUUUGAAUUCUGAAAUCCAUAAAUAUUUUUCAGUGCCAAAGAUGUUGAUUGGGCUCAUUUCUUGAGUCAUUAUCAACUUGAAGAAUUCAUCUCAACCGAAGGACUUUAA